AGAGAGUAGCGGGACUCGGGCACUAUUGGGCUAAAGCUGCCACCUCUAGGGGCCGAGCAAGGGGAGUGGGUGUAGGCGAUGGUACCGGUGCUGCGUUACCUGGGGGGUGCCUGCGGACGGGCCCGUGGGGGCUUCCCCGGGAGCUUCUCCGGGGUGUGCGGGCCGGCGUCGGGAAGGCCCUGGCCGCUUUGCGGGGCUGUCCGCAGUGCUAGCAGCAGCUCAUUUGAUAUAGUCAUUGUUGGUGGUGGAAUUGUGGGCCUUGCCUCUGCCAGAGCACUUAUCCUGCGACAUCCUGCACUUUCAAUUGGUGUUCUGGAAAAGGAGAAAGAUUUAGCUACUCACCAGACUGGACAUAACAGUGGUGUCAUACAUAGUGGAAUUUAUUAUAAACCUGAAUCUCUAAAAGCUAAAUUGUGUGUACAAGGUGCAGGCCUCAUCUAUGAGUACUGUAACAAGAAGGGAAUUUCCUACAAGCAGUGUGGCAAGCUAAUAGUAGCUGUUGAACAAGAAGAAAUUCCUAGACUUCGGGCCCUGUAUGAGAGGGGCCUGCAGAAUGGUGUCCAAGGCUUGAGACUGAUUCAGCAGGAGGAUAUAAAAAAGAAGGAGCCAUAUUGUAGGGGUCUAAUGGCUAUUGAUUGUCCAUAUACUGGUAUUGUCGACUAUCGGCAGGUAGCUUUGUCAUUUGCCCAGGAUUUCCAAGAAGCUGGUGGGUCUGUCUUGACUAAUUUUGAAGUAAAAGAUAUUGAAAUGGCUGGAGAAAGCCCUCCAAGAAGUAUAGAUGGGAUGAAAUAUCCAAUUAUGGUAAAGAAUACAAAGGGAGAGGAAAUUCAAUGUCAGUAUGUUGUGACAUGUGCAGGACUUCACUCAGAUCGUAUUUCAGAGUUAAGUGGCUGCAAUCCUGAUCCUCAAAUUGUACCAUUCCGGGGAGAUUACCUGCUCUUGAAGCCAGAAAAAUGCUAUCUUGUAAAAGGAAAUAUUUAUCCGGUUCCAGAUAGCCGCUUUCCUUUCCUAGGAGUUCACUUCACACCAAGGAUGGACGGGAAUAUUUGGCUAGGACCUAAUGCAGUUCUUGCCUUUAAACGGGAAGGAUACAGACCCUUUGACUUCAGUGCCAGAGAUGCUAAGGAUUUAAUUGCCAAUAGUGGCUUGAUUAAACUGAUCUCCCAGAAUCUCUCCUAUGGAGUUAGUGAAAUGUAUAAAGCCUGCUUUCUGAGUGCAACAGUGAAGCACCUUCAAAAGUUCAUCCCUGAAAUUACUAUCUCUGAUAUACUUAGAGGUCCAGCUGGAGUAAGAGCCCAAGCUCUGGAUAGAGAUGGAAAUCUGGUAGAUGAUUUUGUAUUUGAUGGAGGAGUUGGGGAUAUUGGAAGUCGCAUUCUUCAUGUGAGAAAUGCUCCUUCCCCUGCUGCCACUUCCUCCCUUGCAAUUUCUGGAAUGAUUGCAGAUGAAGUGCAGCAACGGUUUGAAUUGUAAAUAAUGGAAGGGGUUGGGUAUGCAUUAUAACCUCCAUAUCAGCAACAAGAAUGUAUUAAUUGUGUUCUUUAAUUAUAAUUUAAGAAAAAGAUUUUAAACCAGGAUGGUGGCACAUGCCUGUAAUCCUAGUGACUUGAGAGGUGCCAGGAGAAUUGCAAGUUUGAGGCCAGCCUAGGAUACUUAGCAAGAUCCUGAUUGCAAAACAAAAGCUAAGUAAGUAUAAAAUAAGCAGGACUCGGGAGAUGGCUCAGUGGUAGAGCACCCGUAGGUUCAAUCUCAGUACUGGGGGAAAAAAAAAGAAAGAAAGAAAUGGUUUUAAAGUCACCCUUUUAGAUUAAAAACCCCACUGAAUCAUCAAAAUAGUAUAAGAGAAAUAAGAAUUUUAAAUAAUUAAAUUUCAUGCUCUUUGUGAAUGAAGAAGCAAGGUGAAGUUUUAUCUGUCUUGAAUCCCUGACUUUGUUAAUGAUCUAUCCUUAACUGACCAGGAUCAAGAGAAGACUUGACUCUUUUAGAAUUUUGGGAAGGAGCUGACAAGUAGUCUUCAGCUACUUGGGAUGAUGAGAUGGAGAGGAUCACUUAAGCCCAGGCUGAUAAGUUGUUACUAGCCUGGGCAAAAUGGUGAAAGCUCACCUCAUUAAAAAAAAAAAAAGAAGAAGAAGAAGAAGAAGAAAAGAAUCUUUUGGUAAAGGUGAAAUAAAAAGUUGAUUAUUCUUUGAAAUCAGUUUUUUGGCUUUAAUAAGCUGUUUUGUCUCUCUUAGAAGAAAAAUCUAGUAUAGUGUAUUGUAUGUUGCAAACGUUCUUUUAAUUCUGAAGAGUCAUAGAAGAGCUGACAUAACUCAGAACAACAGUUUUAUAUUUGAAAGUUAAAAAUUUUUAAUUUCAAGAAAAUACAUGAUAUUUCACAUUUCUAAGUAGUUUAAAACAAAACUUUUAUUAUUUCUAAUCUCUUUAUACAUCUCUUUAUAACAUGUGAUAUUGGUAUCACUAAAUUCACACAGCUGUAUAUCAUAUGUGAUUACUGCUACAGUCUUCUGUGGUUGAGAAACUAAAAUCACCUAGAACUGAUAGUUUUUUAUAAGAGCAUUUUAGAAUCCUGACACUGAUGUAUAGAACUCUGUAAUUUUAAACAAUUAUUUAUCUCAUACCUCUGUCCUAAUAUUUUUAAAAUGUUGGCCAAGAUCACUCAUGAUUCAUACCUAUUUGGUUUUUCAGGGCUCCUAUAAACUUUUAUGAGGACAUUUCUCCAUUUUUGAUGAAUAUCUAACUUUGAGGCAUUCACUUUUGUAAACCGCGAAAGUGCCUUACGUUCAUGUGUACUUCAUGACUAUGUUAAAUCAGUGGCCAGUGCCAUUCUGUAUACUGUAUAUAUGUGUAUGGUUUAUCUGAUUGAAUGUUUCUUACAGUUGAGAAUGUUGUCAAAUAGAAAUGUAAGUGAAAAACGUGGCAACCUGACUGGAGAAACAGAACCACAGUUUAGGUGAGACAUUUUCAAUCUAUUCUCUCACAUGUGCUCCCUCAGGACUAAUCUUCCACGUUUCAUUUUUCUUACCUCUUACCUCUCCAAAACUGUUUGAUGGAUGAGUAGAAAGGAUGUGCAUGUUGGUUGAUAGGAAAAACUUUUCUGUUUUCUUCCUUUUUUCUUCACUUCAGCCUUGGUGAUUACAUUGACCAAGCUACCUCAUCAAUUUGAAAGAAUACUCAUCAUCACCUCCAGUUCAAGAAGCAGCUCAUCCUAGGUAAAUAGAUUAGGCAAUUAUUGAGCAGUGGGGAUGAGCAUAUUGAGAACAUUCAGAAGUCACUGACAGAAGAAACAAGCCCCAAUGGAUCAUUACAACAACUGAUUCCUUCGAGAAAUGCAGCACACAGGAUGUUUUUCUGUUCUGUUACAAGACUAAUAAGACGUGGAAAAUAUUACAGUUCUCUAUUUCAUCAGCAGUAAGAUUGCAUACACACUACGCUGUGGAAAAGACUAAAAUUACAAAAGUAACUGUCCUAAUGGACGCAAUCCUCAUUCCAUUGGGGUCUGUACUAUACCCCCAAAAAUGUAAGCAGGAAAUUUAUUGAAAAAAUUUUUGAACAUGUAGGAUAUUCUGUUUGAAUAUUAAGUCAAUAGGGUUUUAUUGUUAAAUACUUAUAUAAUAUUUAAGAGUUUUGUGUCUGAGAGAAGAAAAUGUAUAUUAGUAUUAAAAUAUUUUAAUGAGCCUUGGUGUUGUGAACAUAUUUUUUAGUUCCAUAAAAACUUUUACUCAAAUACUCUGUGUGUAAAACUUAAAACUGUCAUAGCUUUAGAUAAGCCAAUCUUUAAAAAAUUAAAAACUGCCUUUCUAUUUGUAUAUAACAUAAAAAUGAAGCAGAGAAGUUUAUAUUUUAGGUUAAAAGUGAAGCAUUUUAGGUUUUAGCUUCAUUGUGUUUAGUUUGUGGGGAACUCAGGAUACUGGCAAGUACAUUUUUGGUGUUAUAUAACUUAACUCUUUUAUCUAUACAUGUAUGUAUAUCAAAGUCCUCCCUUGAUCCUCUCAAAGUUUGCACUGUUUGGGGAGUUGCCCUUGUUGUUGGCAGAGUUUCACUUCCCCUGAGGUCAUUUAGAAGUUUGCCUACUAGCUACUGGAUAACUUUAACUCUUAAAACUUUCUUCAAAGGACGGUGGUGAGAGGGAUAUAUAUUGCUAACCUCUGGCAUAUGGGAGUGUGUUGGGCCUGCAUUUGGAGGCUGUCCAACCCUGAUGGCUAUGCCUGUGAGUUAUCCCUCUGAACCUGAGACAGAUGGUGUCUAUAUUGUUUAAGAGCUAGCUCUGCCCUCCUGGGCCCUUGAUCUAUGUCUAGACUUCUUUGGCUAAAUGUUUCUUCAUCUUUCUGAGUAUACACCAUUUAUUAUCUAAACACAUUAUGGACAAUUUUGAGGAGCAAUUGUGAAGUAAGUUGCUAAGUUUUUGUAAACUCCAGGAUUUUUAAAAAAUCUCUUCAUAAGAAUUUAAGGUGGAAGGAUGGGUGCAAGGACAGGGCAAAGUGGUUGGGAAAGAAAAAUGCCUAGAAAUGUUUUCAAAUAGUUUGUGCCCAUUAAAAAAUGGACAUAAACCCCAAAGCCCUGAAGGGAAGAAUGGUGAAACCAACCAACUCUAUACUUUUCUGACCUCAAAUCCUAAAGUGGAUCAUGUUUUGUGAAGUGUUAUUAUUGCCUGCUAACGGAAGGGUCUUUCAUCAAAGUUAUCUUGUUAAGAUUCUUUUGCCUCUUGGAUGAAUGAGAAUUUUACCUUUUACAUGUGACAGGAGAGGUAUAUGAUAGCAUGCUUUGGGUUGCUCAGGGAGCCCCAUUUUAAAUUUAGGGAAAGACCUGAAGGCCAAUGGUAACAAAGUGAUGUUGCUUACUAAAGAACCUUGAAUUUCAGCCAAGUUUGGCUUAAAACUGUAUCUUUAGAAUCACUUCUUUUUAACUUGUUCCUCUGAAACUGCUGGAGUAAAAUGAAUAGGCAAAAGCGGUGUUGAUAAUUUUCUCCAUGCCUUUCAGAUAUAAUUUUACUUACAUUUGUCCACUGAGAAUACAAGAAAUGUCUUUUAGUGCCACCAGUUUAUGAUCAAGGGUAUUUUGAAGGAUCGGGUAGCCAGUAUUGCUUGGAAUACAAUAUCAAAUUGCUGUUUCCAAGAAUGUCUAAUUUCUUCAACCUUUGAUUGCCUAACUUUUUCUUAGAUUCUUGAUCAAUCGUACUAGCUGGGACAUGUACAAAGUUCUAAUUGCCUGGAUCCUUUUAAAUAGCAAGAGCCAACCAGAUGGAGAUGUACCUCAGUGGUAGAGCAUGUGCCUAGCAUUUGUGAGGCCAACCCUGGGUUUAAUCCCCAGCACCACAAACAAAUAAAUACUGGUAACUAAGUAUGUUGGUAAUGUUAUAAAGCAGUUGUCUUCUGAUAUCCAAGAUGGUGCUUUGGGAUUUAGGGAUAUCAAGUAAGGUUUGUUUUGAUAUCAAGUAGGGUUUGUUUUGAUUUGUUUUGUUUUUGCUUUUAUUUUUGCAUGUUAGAAUUUUGUGGUUGGUAGUAAAUUUUUUAACAUACUUUGAGUUUAGAUUUCUCUCAAAUUACUUGAUAAGUUUUUUAGAAUUAAAUAAAAUAAAGGCCUAGUAUUAAAUUUUGUGUUAUUUUAACAAGGUUGAGAUGACAUUGAGGAUUUCAAGGUUCCACCAGCAUUUCCAAUUGAGAGGAUAGUGGAAGGAGAAUAUAUUGAUUGCAUUUAUCCUAAGAAUGUAUAUGGUAGGUGAGAACAGGCUUGAAGGGAAUCAGGACUAAUCCAAAUUAUUCAGCUUCCAGGAGUACCAACAAGAAUUUUUAGAAGGAUCACAUCGAUGGAUCACAUCAAAGGAUCACACUAUUUUUGCCUAAGUAGAGGGUAUAUGUAAAUUUGGCCAAAAAACCUGAAAUUUGGCCAAAUAUGGUAGCCCAUGCCUCCAAUUCCAGCCACUCAGUAGGCUGAACACAGAGGAUUGCUUGAGCCCAGGAGUAUGAGACUUGUCUGGACAACAUAGCAAGACCCCUGUCCCCCAAACAAUAAUAAUAACAAAAACAAAACAAAAAAAACAUGAGUAGAAUAUCGUAAUUAUCAAAUAAAAUAACACUUCAUGGUGGGCUAGUAGUAUAAAUUAACAAAUACCAUUUUUUUCCUACCCUUGUGGAGGAAGUUUGUGUCUUUUGGUAUUUUGAGUUCAGCUUCUGGGAAUAGAAUCUAUUCUAACAAGAUAAAUAAGACUAUAUUUAUUCUAAGGCAUACAAGAUCAUUAGAAAGCUGAUGAAGUAGACUCUAGAUAGGUUGGGCUUUCUGGAACAAAUCCUAAAACCACACCACAAACCAGGCCACCAACAUAGCAGUUCCAAAAUAACUAUGAUCCAUCAACAGGGUAAUUGGCCAGACAGUGAGUCUAGCCAUUGCUGCUGCUGCACACAAAUAGUGACUAAACAAUAGCUGCCUGCAGAAGUAUGAGAUUUGUAGCUUCCAUUCACAUCUGGCUUCUUAGAUCUCACUUCCAUUCACUUCUUAGAUCUUCUUAGAUCUCAGAGUAUAUCUGAAAAGCUCAUCCUAAAUCAUUUCCAGAAUCCUAGCUGCAAGGAAUCUAGCUUUUAGCUUUCCUAUUAGUGAUAAUAGGAUACUAGGAGGAUAGAAUGUACGUUGCCUGUCAUAUGCUAUAACCAUCACGCCUACUAAUUAAUUACCACAAUGUAGGUAAAUUACUAUAUGUGCUAACACUUUGGGGAAAACAAAUCAAUAUUUGUUUUAUUUAUUUUCUGAUUGCUAACAAACUAAACCCUGUCUGGGAGCUAUACUGAACAGAUGAUGAAUAUAUUCAUUGUUGAUACCUCAACUUGAUAACCAUCAGGACUUGGAAGGAUUUUAUUGCAAUAAUACAAAUGAUAAGAACUUGAAUGGUGCCUUUCACUUUUAUUAUAGGACUUUGUAUCUGGAACAGCUACUUACAAAAAAUGACUAUCUGGUAAUGGUGGCAAUAUCUGAAUGACCUCAGUGUCAUUUUCGUACUCCAGAGCAACAGGAAAAUUAUUUAUGUUUAAUAGCAGAUUGUAAUUAACAAUAACACAUAAUGCUUUUUUCUAUAGGCACAAUGAAUCUUUUGGAAUUUCAUAAAAAUUAUAGUUCCUUUUGAGAAGACAUCAUUGGUAGUCUUUUGCAGGGCAUGGGGUUUCCAGAGAAGAGCCUCCCAUGAGGGUUGUUGGUCGACUCUGCUCCCACUUCUUUCAGGCAAGUUGACUAUGAAAGUACCAAAGCCCAUAUAUGGCAGCGAACUAUGAAAGUAACAACAUUUAUUGUUUCCUGUGGUGUUGCUUUGAUUUACUACUUAUUGUCAGCACUUGUAGCUUUAAGUAAAUUAAGGAAGUAUGAAAUCAGAAAUGGGAGAAAUGUUGAACAAAUCCUUUUAGCAAAUAUUUUUUAGUGAGAGAAUAUUAGUAGUAAAAUUUUAUCUGCCUUUUAAAAUCAAAGAUGUACUUGGGUCAUUCAAAUUAUCUCCCAAAGCCAUUAUAAAUUUGAAAAGGCCAAACAAUUACUGCUAUCAAAUUAUUAAUGAAGUAUUUAGUGUGUUAAUUUCAUCUCAACUUUAUGAUUGAAUUUUUGUUAUAUGUAUGUACCCCUUCAUAGUAUCAAAGCUUAAUAUUUCCAUUUUUUUUGGCCCAUGAAGCAAAAGUUUAUAAUCAAGUUGGAAUAUUUUUUUAUUAAAAAUAACUUAAUUUUUUAGUGUUUUGAACAAAUACCACAUUCAGUUGGUUGAAAAUUCAAGUUACAAAAAGGAACUUAGUGAAAAAUCCCUCUCUCCUUCAGCCACCCAGUUUUCAUCUUCUGUUACAAGAAUAUUGUAUAGUCUUGCAAAGAAAUUGUAUUUACAUACAUAAAAUAGUACCUACUUUAAAAAUAUAAGUGCUACCAUAUUCUGUG
Messenger RNA from Ictidomys tridecemlineatus (thirteen-lined ground squirrel), 7893 nucleotides. It is a transcript of the gene L2hgdh, whose product is annotated as L-2-hydroxyglutarate dehydrogenase. NCBI's taxonomy places the organism in Eukaryota, Metazoa, Chordata, Mammalia, Rodentia, Sciuridae. Gene Ontology annotation, molecular function: (S)-2-hydroxyglutarate dehydrogenase activity. The record is from RefSeq and is a predicted model, not a curated record.